AUGGUGUCCUGCCGGAUUCCCUGGGCAUUAGCCCUACUUACAGUCGCGGCAGCGUCUCCUGUCACCAAGAUACAGAAGCGUGACCUUCCCGACUUUGUCCGUCAAUACGCACCCGUCGCCUACCUCCACUCCCAAGAGGUCUACUUCCCCAGCUCCAUCGCCGGCCAGCUCAGUCACACCCACCCUGAAGAUGACAACGGAACCAACAUAACGACACCCGCACCCCUCACGCUCGACAACUUGGACACCCUGAAUGCGUUUGCCAACGGCGGGCAAGACGUCUACCUCACCUCGGACGAAGGCAUCCAGGCGCUCCCGGCCUGGUUCCAAGGCACAAAGCCGUCCCCGUCGGGCUCGACGGGCAGCACCAUCGCGUCGGUGAUCGUGACGGUGGCCAAGCCCGACGACGUCCUCGACGCCUUCUACUUCUCCUUUUACGCCUACAACCAAGGCAACCGGGUGCUCGGCGUUCCCGAGCUCGAAUUCGGCGACCAUGUAGGCGAUUGGGAACACACCAUGCUACGCUUCGUCAACGGCACCCCGCAGGCCAUGUGGUUCAGCCAACACUCGUCCGGCCAGGCUUUCACGUACGCGGCCGUGGAGAAGUAUGUUGCAGAUGCCGCCGCCGGAGGAGAAGUGGGACUCCGACCGGUCGUGUACGUCGCCAAGGGCAGCCACGCCAACUACGCGACGCCGGGGUCCCACGACCACACGAUCCCGGGGCUGAACCUGCCGGACGGCCCGCUGGAAGACCACACCGACGCGGGUAUCUUUUGGGAUCCGCUCCUCCCCGAGAGCACGUACGCGUACGACUGGGACGCCUCGACGGGCGUAUUUGCCGCGUACCACAACACCGGCGCGAGUCCGACGACGACGAUGACGACGGCGUGGUUGGCCUUCUUGGGCCGGUGGGGCGACGCGCAGCUGCCCGACGAUGCCGACGGGCAAGUCGAUGUCUUUGGCCAGAGAAAGUACACGGCUGGGCCGACGGGGCCGGUGGAUAAAGAUCUCGGCAGGCAGGCCGUUUGUUCUGGUGAUGAUGAUGGGGAUUGUGUGGUGAGGACCGUGUUGACCGCGCGAAAGGGCUCGACGUGA
Cladophialophora carrionii CBS 160.54 is the source of this 1095-nucleotide messenger RNA. RefSeq lists its product as uncharacterized. The transcript is spliced from 2 exons. The coding region runs from base 1 to 1095 and encodes 364 amino acids. Lineage: Eukaryota; Fungi; Ascomycota; Eurotiomycetes; Chaetothyriales; Herpotrichiellaceae. The record is from RefSeq and is a predicted model, not a curated record.